This is a messenger RNA of Pecten maximus, 2923 nucleotides long. RefSeq names its product methionine--tRNA ligase, mitochondrial-like. Lineage: Eukaryota; Metazoa; Mollusca; Bivalvia; Pectinida; Pectinidae. Gene Ontology annotation, biological process: methionyl-tRNA aminoacylation. The transcript is spliced from 12 exons. The record is from RefSeq and is a predicted model, not a curated record. Gene Ontology annotation, molecular function: ATP binding; methionine-tRNA ligase activity. The coding region runs from base 621 to 2354 and encodes 577 amino acids.
ACGAGUUUGGUUGAAGGCUAUAGCUAGCGAUAAUGAUAUAGAUAAGAAAGUCUUCUGUAGGAAGUCUGGACACAUUUCAUCUAACCCUGGUGACUUUUUAGGAUUCAAUUUUUCACGCACCUUGGUAAUCAUUUCUUCGUUCAUCAGCGAAAAGGUAAGUAUCCGUUACCGUGCUGUUAAAAUUGCUUGUAAUUUAUAUAAUACAAAAAGGAGUGGUCCAGCACUGAUCCCUGUGGAAUACCUCUGGGUACGGGGUUCUACUGGGACUUUUCCCAUCGAGCAAGGAAGAGUUGUCGCUCUUACAUUCUAGCAAACAAUUUUUAUCUUUGGACCCUUUCCGAUUUGAUGAAUAUCUAUUAAUAAGGUCUACAUCGGCUAUGCGUUCCUAUUAGUAAGAUAUGAGCGAUAAAUGCGAUUAGAAUCACAUUUUCUACGGAGAUAAAAACAAGAGUGUUCCAGACGGUCCCUGGCUGUCCAUCCGGUCUGAGUCGGUGUAAGGCGUCUCUCGUGUGUUGUACGGUAAAUCGUACUUCCGGUUCAAUAAAAUACAUGCUUUCCUGUUGCAGACCGGGGACUCGUCGCACUGAAUAUAUGCCUAUGAUUCUGUUUUAUAAACAAAUAUGGUAAUAAGAUUAACUAACCCAUCUAAAGCGAUCACCUCUGUGAACAGAUGGCGCGGCUAUGCACGUGUUUUCGUGAAAAGGCGACAGAAGAUUAUAGAAAGAUGGCUGCAGACGACGUCAACUCGAACGACUUCACAAUCACAUCGUGAUCAGAGAACAGAGAAAACAUUUUAUGUAUCGACACCUAUCUUCUACGUCAAUGCAGCUCCCCACAUCGGUCACCUGUACACAGCACUAGUAGCAGACUCACUAGCAAGGUGGAAUCGGCUCAAAGGCGUCCAGACAUUCUUUGCCACUGGAACAGAUGAACAUGGAUUGAAAGUUCAACAGGCAGCUGAAAAAGCUGGUUUGGCGCCCAAACUUUUCUGUGAUGAAGUCUCAAAUAAGUUUCAGGAUCUGUUUAAGAAGAAUGAUAUAAACUACUCCACAUUUGUUCGUACAACAGAUGAAGCUCAUGUGAAAGCUGUACACCACAUAUGGAAUGUGCUGAAUGAUAAUGGAUUUAUCUACAAGGAUACAUACAAAGGCUGGUACUCCAUUUCCGAUGAAGCAUUUAUUUCUGAUAAAGAUGUUACAAAUGUUACUACAAAGUCAGGAGAGACACAGAAGGUGUCAGUAGAGAGCGGUCAUCCAGUUUUGUGGAUGGAAGAGGAAAACUACAUGUUCAGACUCUCGGAGUUCAAACCUCAACUACAGCAAUGGAUUGAUACAGAAGUCAUACAGCCUCCGCAGUUCAAACACAUUGUGCAGAGAACGAUAGAAAACUUGGCCGAUCUGUCUGUAACUCGGAGCAGUGACCGUGUAUCCUGGGGGAUAGCCGUACCAAAUGAUGCCAGUCAAAAGAUUUAUGUGUGGUUGGAUGCGCUCACUAAUUACCUGACUGUUACGGGUUACCCUGGUAAUGACUAUCACAGCCAUUGGCCCGCAGAUUGUCAUGUGGUCGGCAAGGAUAUCCUAAAGUUCCAUGCAGUGUACUGGCCAGCCUUUCUCAUGGCCGCAGGUCUUCCUCUGCCGAAGAAAAUCCUGUGUCAUUCCCACUGGAAAGUUGAUGGAGUAAAGAUGUCAAAGAGCUUGGGUAACGUAGUGGAUCCUGUUGAUUGCAUGUCUAAGUACACGGUGGACGGUGUACGGUACUUCUUACUGAGGCAGGGAACCCCACAGAGUGAUAAUGAUUUCAAUGAGAAGAGGAUUAUUGAGGUUAUCAAUAAUGAGUUGGUGAAUACUAUUGGGAACGCGUUGAACCGGAUUUCCAGUAAAGCUAUCAAUCCAGACCAGCUCUUCCCUAAGCCAUCUACUGAUGCCUUUCUGACCAACUUUACAGAAGAGGAUCGUCAAAAACUAGAGGAGCUCUACGGACUAGCAGAUCAAGUGGACAGAUUCUAUGAGGACGGUAAUGUGUAUUUGGUAUUACAGACAUUAAUGGGCUAUUUGUUCUGGGCAAACAAACUGGUCUCGGAUCACGAGCCCUGGGUUUUAGUGAAAGCUGUCGAAGAGAAGGAGCAUUUAGAUACAGUGAUAUAUAUUGUCAUGGAGACUCUGCGAGUGUGUGGAAUUCUAGUACAGCCUGUCAUUCCCUCUUUCUCCUCAAGACUUCUGAGCAGAUUAGGUGUACCUCACUCAGAAAGGGACAUUGCUCAUUCAAAGGUUAAAGUUCAAUGGACGUCACCGAAAUAUGUACAGACACUGAAUCCAAUGGAAUCCGUUUUGAUGCAGAGGUUAAAACAUAAGUGAUGAAUAUUAAUACUGUUUCAGUAGAGAUAUCGCCAUCCUGUGGUUCCUGUGGUUAAAUUGGCUAAGGCUGCGAUAAAUACAUUAACAUUUAUCAGUUAUGGACCUGUGGUGAGGUCAAUGUGAUGUUUUACUAACCUGGUAGGAUUAAAUAUUAACCAGGAUCAAAUAUUGACUCACUGAUUUCCCAGAAGCAUGAACUUUUGCAGAUUGUGUUUUAAUAGUUUUGUACCUGUGUAAGUUACUUAUAUUCUUUUGAUGACUACAAACAAGCGGGUUUACACAGUUUCAAGAUAUUGUGAGUGCUUUUUUUUGGUUUUUUUUUUUUUUUUUCAAUUUGCACUUCUUUACCAAAUGGUCAUUUUAAUUUUGCAUACAUGGACAUAUUGCAAAUUUAUGGACAAGAUCAUUAAAGUUGUUAAAAAUCUAGUAAUUAUUGAUACAAGACUUUUCUAUCCUCGCAAGUGCUAUAUGUUUUGUGUUUUAGGAAUCAAUGCAGUACAUCAAUGAUAAUGAAUAUAACUACAUGUAUACAUGUAUUAAAAUGAAGACCGAGGGAAACACAUCUGGAA